Messenger RNA from Bursaphelenchus xylophilus (pine wood nematode), 671 nucleotides. NCBI's taxonomy places the organism in Eukaryota, Metazoa, Nematoda, Chromadorea, Rhabditida, Aphelenchoididae. The record is from the annotation of a GenBank genome assembly.
AUGGUUGGCGGUUCUAUUCUUACGAGUUUGUUCGUAGUUCUGUUCCUUGGUGAGCUUAGUACUUCUUAGCUUGGCUUGUAGUUGACCGAUCAUCAUUUUAUAUUCGAUAUUUUAGCCAAGAGAGCCUUGUGCAUUGAGUGCUUCAAGUGUGAGGGCGACGAUUGCAAAAAGAAUACAUGGGAGCAGAUCGAUUGCGACAAAGGAUGCUGGAAGCUUGAGGUGUUCAUAUACGCAAAAGCGGGUGGGUUUAGUAGAGUUUAGUAUUAUUAAAGACAUGACUGUUAGUGGUAAGUUGUUUACCAGAGGUUCACCGAGGGGUUUUUCGCUAUAUGUCCUACCUUCUGUGUAAUAAUUUAGUGUAAUACUUUUUGCUUCAGAACCGUCUAUCUAUCGGCGAGGCUGUGUACCAAAACCCCUGGACAAGUGCGAGGUUUACGGCUUUGUUGCACACCAAAACGAUAUGCUCCAAUAUGGUCUGUUGGUGGACAAUACAGCCAUUGUAGGUUUCUUGAUGGAGUAAAUUUGGGCUAUCUACAAAACGCGUUGCUUUGUAGGCUACGGCGUUUACUUGCGGUUGCGAGACCGACUUUUGCAAUGGCCACCAUCCGAUUACCCCGCCGCCGGUGCUUCUCGUUCUGUUGUCAACGAUUAGUUAUUAUCACUAUUUUUGA